This is a messenger RNA of Etheostoma spectabile (orangethroat darter), 3831 nucleotides long. RefSeq names its product HLF transcription factor, PAR bZIP family member a (gene hlfa). Gene Ontology annotation, cellular component: nucleus. Lineage: Eukaryota; Metazoa; Chordata; Actinopteri; Perciformes; Percidae. Bases 248 to 1132 code for a protein of 294 amino acids. Gene Ontology annotation, biological process: regulation of transcription by RNA polymerase II. The record is from RefSeq and is a predicted model, not a curated record. Gene Ontology annotation, molecular function: DNA-binding transcription factor activity, RNA polymerase II-specific; RNA polymerase II cis-regulatory region sequence-specific DNA binding. The transcript has 4 exons.
UCCCUCCCUCCCUCCUCCAGCUAUUUUGCCAGCCAGCCCCGUCUACAUAGGCAGCCAGCCGCUCACCGUCCUGCUGCUGCGCAAAGUAUCGUCUUCUCCCUCCGAGCUCCAGCGUCGUUUUGUCCCCUCUGCGAGGAUCUCCAAGGGACCGGCUAGCAAGUACGGUCGCGUCUCUUUAAGGGGGGGAAGUUCAGAUUUGUCUUUGCGACUUUUGUUCUCAAAUUGCCCUUCAAGACAUACGGAGAAAAUGGCCAGACCUCUUCCUAUAAACCAAACUUUCCUGCCGCCGGCUCACGGCGUACUGAAAUCCCUGCUGGAAAACCCGCUAAAGCUGCCUUUCCAUCACAACGAAGGAUUUGGGAAAGACAAGGAGGAAGCAAAGAAGCUGGACGAUGAGAGCAGCGCAGCCAACCGCCCGCAGUCGGCCUUCCUUGGACCGACCCUCUGGGACAAGACACUGCCGUACGAUGGGGACAGCUUUCAGCUGGAGUACAUGGACCUGGAGGAGUUCCUGUCGGAGAACGGCAUCCCAGCCAACACAGCUCAGGGAGACCAGGCGGCGCAGCAGGCACAGCAGGCCUUGCCGCCCGCUCCACCCACCACACCUCCACCCACUGUGGUGGACCUCAGCAGCCGCGCCACCACCUCCAUUCACACAGGCAUGGCGCCUCAGACAUGUCUCCGCAGCCCCAGCACAGCAGCACUGCCCUCAGCCCGAGACACCCCCAGCCCCAUCGACCCCGAGUCCAUCCAGGUGCCCCUGGCCUACGAGCCCGACCCGCAGGACCUGGCUCUGUCAAGCGUGCCAGGCCAGGAAAUGUUCGACCCCAGGAAACGCAAAUUCUCCGCCGAGGAGCUGAAGCCGCAGCCCAUGAUUAAGAAAGCCCGCAAGAUCUUCAUCCCCGAAGACCUGAAGGACGACAAGUACUGGGCCCGCCGCAGAAAGAACAACGUGGCCGCCAAGAGGUCCCGGGACGCCCGACGGCUGAAGGAGAACCAGAUCGCCAUCCGGGCCAGUUUCCUGGAGAAGGAGAACGCCGCUCUCCGCAUGGAGGUAGCAGAGAUGAGGAAGGAGCUGGGCCGCUGCAAGAACAUUGUGGCUAAAUACGAGGCCCGGCACGGUUCCCUGUGAGCCCCCCACCCCACCCCACACCCACUUCACUACCCCAACCUGCCUUCCAUCAAGUUUGAAGGACAAUGUGUCUCUUUUGGUGGCACUGCCCCUCCCCGUCCUCUUCCUCCUCCCCCCUCAACCAACACACACCUGUAUGAUUCUGGUAUUAUAACUAUCAUUUUGACUUUGAUCAUAAGCUUCGGUUUGUCUGUUCCUUCUAUUUUCUGUAGACAUCAUUUGACUAAAUAUUUACAGUACAUAGAUGCAUAUAUGUAUUCCAAACUGUGAGGAGUUAUGAGCCAACCCACCAGCUGAGUCCCCUGCUUCCUUCCGAUUUUUGAGAAACGAUGCCAUGCUAUUUGUUGGUCACUUUCAUACCAAUUUUAUACGCAAGAUCAGGACUGAAAACCUUUGUUUUCUGGUUCCGUUCUUCUUCUUCUUCUUCUUCUUCUUCUUCUUCUUCUUCUGUGUUAUAAUGUGACAUGUCCCAGAGUCUGCUCAUACCCCACAAAUCUUAUGUUUUUUAAUCCUUGUUAAAAAAAUAUAUAUACAUAUAUUUCACCUUCAGCAACAUUAUCUUCUUUCCUUGAUGUUCAUGUUGUAUUUCAGUCUAACCUCCCAGCGCUCCAACUUCGCUUCAGCUUCUCCAACAGCACUCUGGGUAUUUUAACGUUCAGAUAGCACUUUAAAAAAGUUUUUCUUUUUUCUUCUUCUGACCAACCGUGGGCGUCAAUUUCUUCUUCAUCAACCAGCAAUAAUUCCUGUCAAGAACUAAACUAACAAGACUACCUACCCCCCCCCCCCCCCCCCCCCCCCCCCCCCCCCCCCCCCCCCCCCCCCCCCCGCCCGCCCCUUGGCAGAUCUCCUGUCUGUUUUCAACUCGCAUUUAAAGAUAACUUUAUAUAACCUCUGCACUAAUGCGUGUCUCACAAUCUGAUCCGGUGCAAUGUUUCCACUCGCUCCAAAUUUCCUCCGCCUCAUAUUUAUCUACCUUUUCGUUCUCAGAUGGAAGAUUGUUCUGUUUUUAUAUAUAUAUAUAUAUAUAUACAGUAUAUAUGUAUUCUGUUGAUAUAACUGUUAGUAUAAAUACUACUCUUGACAUUGUUGUUUAGCCUCCUCCUUUCAGAUUUAAGCAUGUUGGUUUUUUUUCUUUCACAGAACGAAAAGCUAUUUGCUAAUCUUUUUCUUUCCUUUUUCGCAAAGUUGUUGAUAAUUAUUUUUGCUUCUGUUUGACUUAGCAUGAUUAAUAUGAGUGCUUUUCUUUUAGAAAUUAAUACAGAUGUCUGUAGUCUCUCAUCGUAGCUCUUAUGUUUGCCCUCUUUUUAAAGACGGCCGUCAGAAUGUAAAAGAUAUUGACAAAAAGAAGUUGGAUGGUGUUGUCCAAUACUGUGGUUAUGCCAAUCAAUUUGUUUCCUGCAGACCAAAUGAUUCACAACAGAGAUGAUAUAUUGGUUACAAGAGAUAUGUUUAUAUAAACCUAUUCUAUAAGUUGUUCUUUUUGUACAGUAUUUUUCCUAUACAUUACUGAACUAUGUAUUUUAAAGGCACAACAGAAGAAUACAAAUAUAUAACUCAAAGACCAAUGCAUAUAGUGGUAUUUUGAUAUUCUAUGUUGUAGUUUUACAGAGACUUUCAGAGAUAUCCAGCAGCACCCAAACCUCCUGGGCAUUAAUAUUACCAUUAUCACUACAAAUAUAAUAAUAAUUAUAUUAUUAUUAUGACAACACUCCUGUUUGUGUUGGUGCCACCUUCAGGCUCCCGUGUCUUAUGAAUCCCAUUUAACUCUGAGGAAGCAGAUGCUGACAAUGCAGUCAGGAAGAGAGAAUGUACAGUUGGGCACUUUUUUAAAUCCAUUAUCUCAAAUCCAACAAAAAACACAUUAGCUCAUCAUGUUUUUAGUCCUGUGACCUUUCCCCAACACGUCCCGACAGUUAAGGAGUUGUCCAGACAAAGCUUUUCUUCUAGUGGUGAAUAUUCGUAACUUCUUGAGGCUUUUAUUUGUUUAUUUUUAUAUCGCGCAGCUUGUGACUCAUUUUUUUCUGAUCUGGUUUGAUGGGAUAAAGUUACUAUGAAGGAAGGGAAAUGUUUAUCUGGUUACUAUUGCUACUCUUUGUGUGAUUGGUUCCUUCAGCCGAUAGUAGCGGGUCCCUGUACCUGAGUGAUGGACAAUGGGAAGUUUUUACUUUUUUUCAUUUUUCAUAAAUGAAGUCUUACAGUGACAUUUUCCCAAACAUAAGUUGUGUUGUAGUGUAAAGCUGCAUGCUGCUUUUUCUUUCCAUCAGGCAGAGACUGCGACCAAUUGAUGUUUUUGAGGGCUGAUAUUAACGUUUCUGAUUACUGUAUGGAAGCCCAGGGCUGUCAAGAUAAAAUCUUUGAGAUUUUGGUAUAUUAUUUGCUUACUUGCUGACGAUGAGACGAAGAGAUCAGAAGAUUAAUACCAUUCUUGUGUGUGUGUGUGUGUGUGUGUGUGUGUGUGUGUGUGUUGUGCAUUAAAUAUGAAACUAGCUUUUUCUUAGCUUAACACAAAGACCAACCGCUAUGAUCAAUUUUUCAAACGAGUUUGUCGGACAUUUUUAAAAUGACAACUUAAUUUCACCAUUAAUUGUUGAUUUAAAAAACCAAAAGUAUUUUAUUUUAUUGGAAUUCUCAAUUUUUGCAUGCUGUAAAAAAAAAAACAUAAAUCUGUCAUACAUUUUUUGACAUAUAUCAUAUGCACA